CCGAAACAAUGACGCGGCGGUGCGUACGCCGCCGGUGUCUUCCCGUUGUGCGGUUUCCUUUCCUGCAAACGAACGGAACCCACCGGACCGCACCGCACCGACGCAGCGCAGGCAGAUGGAUUGGUUCAAUAAAUGAGGCAGAGAAAACGAUCUUCUUUCGUUCUUCCGAUCGAGGGAAGGAAAACCGAAAACCGAAUGACGCUAUUUUUUUCUAUCUACGGGGCCGUCUACCGUGCGGUGGAGUAGCGGCCCUUCCGGCAUUGGCCAAACACGGAUCGAGGAAUCCUAACUAUUUUUUUCAAUCCAUCAUUCCGUACGGUGCGAUCGUACGGGACGGUUAGGUGAGCGAGGAAUCCUUUCGCAAUCGUUCACGUGUUGGGUUUUGUAUUCCGUUUGCCUUCCCAGGACCGAAAGCAAAGCAUUGGCAGGCAGAUUGCCGUCCCGGGGGAAAGAUAUUGUUGUUGUGAGAGACAAACGGCGGUCCCCGAUACGAUACGAUACGAUACGGUGCGACCACGGGUACGAUACGAAACGAAACGAUACGAUACGACGCGAUACGACACGACCACUACUACGGCACCGCAAUUGCCUGUGUACGAGCACGAUACACUCGUAGGCUUCCGGAGAUCCAUCCGCAGCGUUCCGUCCAAUAACAUUGCAUUGCAUUGCAUUCGGUUCCGCCCGGUCCGCGCAACCCGAGUGACAUCUCUUCCAACGCACCCAAACUACGACGCCAUUUGCACUCGGUUGCGCCGCAUUCCGUUCCGUUCCGAUCCAAGGCAUCGCAUCGCAUCUCAUCGCAUCGGACCGACACCCGGGCCGAAAUACCCCGCCCAUCGUUCCAAUCACACGGCAGAGGGAGUGCUUUGCCACACACUCCAACGCAACCACAAACGCAAACGCAAACGCAAACGCAACCACAACCACAUCGCAUCAGUAAACACCGCGAAGAAGGGACCAAAGCCAACCUGCAAAGCCAACUUCCACCGUCGUUUGUACUGUACCCUAGAUGCCGAAGCACACCAUUGGCCAUUGCGAAGCGAAGCGAAGCCAACCAAUAAGCGCGAACCCACACAACACAACACAGCGCAGCGCAGAGGUUCCGCCGCGUUGCUCCACGAACGACAGCGUAGCAGCAUAGCACACUAGCACCACCACCAUCAGCAGCAGCAGCAAGCCUGGAAGGAAGAAAGCCACCGGGGGGGGUUCGUUUCCAUUCGUUUCGUUUCGAACCAAUUCCAAACGAUACGAUACCACACGAUACCAUACCAUUCGAUACCACACGAUACCAUACAAUAGCACACCGAACCGAAGCAUGAGCCCGAGGGAAGAAGGCGCAGCGGGGGGGGAAACGGGACGAGCAGCGGCCAAGGGAUCCGUCCCACCCGUUCGAGUGGGGACGGCCACGCCGAGGAAACCGCCAACGCUGGCGGUGGUCACCUCGUGCGGAACCCGCUCGGAGAAAGACGCAGCUGCAGACGCAGCAGCAAACGCAAACGCAAAAGCCUACGCAGGGGUUGCUUUGGACCGGUCCCCUUCCAGCAACGCCGCGGCCGCCCUGCUGGUGGGCAUGGCGAGGAUGACGAAGCACCGGCGGGAGGACCCCUUUGGAAGCAGCGACUAUGUCGGUUGCGCCGUUCGCCACUCUGUCGGCCACACUGGCAGCCAUUCGGUUGGCCACACCACCAGCGGGACCGGUGCGUUUGGCUCUCUGUAUCCCGCGCCGCCGGAGCCGAGGGGCGGUGCCGGGAAUCCCCCCGGUCCGCUCCACGUCCCGGGCACCAUUCAGGGCACCCUGCAGGGCACCAUUCAGAGCACCCUCCAGGGCAUUCCAAGCCGUCCGCCUUGUGCUUUGGGAGAAUCCGCGGCCCACACCGCCACGCUCAACAGCAAGCUCCGGAUCAGCAGCAGCGAGAUGCGGAUCAUCGUCGGCGUCGAGGAACACUGGCGGGCCAUCCGGCGGGAGGUGUCCAAGCAGACGGAGGAAAGGGAACCGGAAACGGAACCGCAAACGCAAACGCCGCUUUCUCUGUCUCUGGCGCAAAGCAAGGCGCCCGCCAGAGCUUCUUCCCCCG
Pseudo-nitzschia multistriata is the source of this 2075-nucleotide messenger RNA. The record is from the annotation of a GenBank genome assembly. NCBI's taxonomy places the organism in Eukaryota, Bacillariophyta, Bacillariophyceae, Bacillariales, Bacillariaceae.